Molecule: messenger RNA, 956 nt
Organism: Cuscuta campestris
Lineage: Eukaryota; Viridiplantae; Streptophyta; Magnoliopsida; Solanales; Convolvulaceae
Source: the annotation of a GenBank genome assembly
CGGAGUCGGUUCUCAAGACUCAACCGGAACAAAGUGCACCAAAAAAAAGUGCACGCCGGAAGAGUCACAAAGUGCACACUGGAGGAAGAAUCAUUGUUGGCAUCCGUUAGAAUUGACGUCUCCAAGCAUCCUAUCCUCGGCUCUCGAGCAAACGAAAGAUACGAUGUUGGAUCGUAUCGAGGAGAAGUUCUUUGCGGGGAAGAACAAGGACGCCUCUUACCGAACCCGAGACCAACUCACUUCCAAAUGGGGCCACAUCAACCAAACAGUCUAAAAGUUUAUCAUAGUGUACGAGGAAUGCUUUCGAUCCUAGAAGAGCGGGACAAACGAUGCUGACGUUCUGCGGUAAGCCACCGCAUGGUAUCAAGAUGACAGACACCAAGGCAAGAUGCUCUGCUGAGGUUGAGGCCGAUGACAUUGUCGGCUCGUCGGAACAAAGGCCUCUCUUCAACCUAGAGGACUCCGACGACGACAACCCCAUUCCACGACCAAUCGGAAGGAAGAAGGCAAAGUUCAUUGUGCCUCGGGUUCUGAAGGGUCCGGCUCUGUUUAUUCUCACGAUGAUAUCGGUUGGGCAAUGGUUGAACAACUUCAGGUGUUCAAUAUUAGGGAUUAGGUUAGAAGAGAGGGAGAAUCGAAGCAAAGAGAAGACAGAUCUUGAUACAUUAACAGGCUUCAAACGUAUGUAUUACGAGAGAAGACAGAACGAGAUCAUGGAUAAAUAUAAUUUGCUUAAAUAUUUAAAUUGAAGUAGUUUUUUAAGUAAAUGUUCUUUUUUUUAUUAAAUGUAAUUUUUUAUUUGAUAAAUUAUUGUCCUUUAAAUUUAAUUAAUUAAUGAAGUUUUAUUAAUUUAAUUUUACAAAACGUGCAUUAAAAAGUUAAAAAAUAAAAGUCUGAAGCCCAAGUUUGAAGCCUCGGGACUUCAAACUCAUUUCUAGUAAAACUAUGAGGUAAGU